Molecule: messenger RNA, 1764 nt
Organism: Candoia aspera
Lineage: Eukaryota; Metazoa; Chordata; Lepidosauria; Squamata; Candoiidae
Gene: FDPS
Product: farnesyl diphosphate synthase
Exons: 10
Coding region: 164-1210 (348 amino acids)
Biological process (GO): trans, trans-farnesyl diphosphate biosynthetic process
Cellular component (GO): cytoplasm
Molecular function (GO): (2E,6E)-farnesyl diphosphate synthase activity; dimethylallyltranstransferase activity
Source: RefSeq, a predicted model, not a curated record
CUAAUUUCUCGAUUAGGAUUUCGGAGGACCCAUUUGGAAGCUGCAGUCAUCCACGAAAGUCAUCUUCCGCCCUUUCCUACCUUGCAGGGUGGUUGUCCGUAUUUCAGCAAAGCCGAUCUUCCCCAAUUUUUCCUGCAAAGGAGGUCUGCGUUCGAAGAAAAGGAUGAGCGAAGGUGGAAAACGCGGGUCCGCGGCUGCAGACAAGGAAGAAUUUGUGAGUUUCUUCCCUCAGAUUGUCAGGGAUCUGACAGAAGACAAGCUUCACCCACCCGAACUGGCUGAUGCUAUCACCAGGCUGAAAAAGGUGCUAGAAUAUAACGCUGUUGGUGGGAAAUAUAACCGUGGGCUAACCGUGGUGGCUGCGUUUCGGGAACUCGCAAAACCAGAUCAGCUUGAUCCGAAGAGUCUCCGCGUUGCCCUUGUUGUGGGCUGGUGUGUUGAACUGCUCCAGGCCUUUUUCCUGAUUGCAGAUGAUAUCAUGGACUACUCGUUGAUUCGCCGGGGCCAACCCUGCUGGUACAAACAGGAAGGGAUCGGCUUGGACGCCGUGAACGAUGCCUUCUUGGUUGAGGCCAGCGUUUACCGGCUGUUGAGACAACACUGCCGAGAUCAGCCGUACUAUCUGAAUUUGCUGGAGCUUUUCCACCAGAUAUCCUACCAGACAGAGCUGGGACAAACAUUAGACCUUUGUCAGAUCGAUUUGAAUUGCUUCACUGAAGAAAGGUACAAGGCGAUCGUGAAGCACAAGACGGCGUAUUAUUCGUUUUAUUUACCGGUGGCGGCUGCUUUGUAUAUGGCUGGCAUUGACAGUGAAGAAGAACACGCACACGCCAAGGCCAUCCUUCUUGAGAUGGGGGAAUUCUUUCAAAUCCAGGAUGAUUUCCUCGACAGUUUUGGGGACCCCAAAGUCACUGGCAAGAUAGGGACAGAUAUUCAGGACAACAAGUGCAGCUGGCUGGUGGUCCAGAGCCUCAGACAGGCAUCCCCGGAGCAGAGGAAGAUUUUGGAGGAGAACUACGGCCAAAAGGAUCCGGCAAAAGCGGCUCGUGUGAAGGCACUUUACGAGGAACAGGACCUCAAAUCCAUUUACAAAGCCUGCGAAGAGAGAAGUUACCAACAGCUCUUGGCUUCAGUCGCCCAGCACGCCAUUCACCUGCCCAGCCAGAUCUUCCUCGCUUUGGCCGAAAAAAUCUACAAGAGGCAAAAGUGAUCGCUGAAAGGGAAACCUGCCUGGAGCCACGGACUGCUUUUUAAUCCGUUUUUUCCCCCCCCAGCUGGGACUUGAGAUAAAAAAAUUCUUAGAACGGUCAGAGGCUAAUUCACAAGGGGCAAAAUACAUGGCAGGUCCUGAGAGAUGAACAGGAAGAGAAGGAAUAUUUUCCUGCCUCCUGUUAGACCCCCCGUGGGAUUUUUUUUUUUCCCGGAUAGGUGCACUAUUUAGGAAGGCUGAUAGAUUUAUUUUUCCUUGUUUCCAAGGCGAGAGAAAAACCCAGCCGUGUUUCUAAGGGAUGCGGGCUGCCUUUUCCCGUUCCUUCGUCCUCCCCUAACAUCAGACAGGGCCGUGAAGCCUUGCUGCCAGGGCCGGUGGUGGGGGACGAUGGCAGUUGUAGUCCAGGAACACUUAGGAAGCGGCUGAGUUGCUGCUUGGGCAUUCACGAUGCCCGUCUUCGAUGCCGGGGGAGGCUUGCUAAGCUGGGACCUGUGUUUGGGUGAAGUGGAAGGGCUGGCUGAAAGACUUUGUACCAAUAAAUUAUAUUCAAAUCA